AUGAAAUUGCCCCGAAGAUUACAGGAUAUUUCAUAUAAAGGAACGGUAUUUUCCUAUUCAAGCAAAAACCAGAUCCGUCCGUUUCGGGACUCAUUUAUGGAGUCGGACUCAACACAACAGCUGGAAGACUCGUUUACCCAAUUGCUUACCGAAACUAUUGUCGAUCGGUUCCGAUCUAAGAUGAAAAGCGGCAUACCAUCGAUGGCCAUACCGCCACUGGAUCCGCUGCGUUUGGAUCGUAUCAAUUUGGAGCCUACCAUAGGUGGCGAUCCAUUUAACAUUGUACUCAGCGAUCUGCAGAUAACUGGCAUAUCUGACUUUCAGCUCAGGGAGCUCAAACCGAAAUUGAAUGCCCUCAAGUUUCGUGUAGCAUUGAUGAUGCCAAAACUGACCGCCAAUUGCCAAUACUCGGCCAACGGUACCGUCUAUCAAGUAUUCGAUGUACGCGGUGAAGGCUACGGUCAACUGGAGUAUACGGACGUAUUGUUGAGGACACAGGUUAACCUAGCACUGGAUAACGGUACGUUUCGGGUGACUACUGCCGAUCCGCCGCUGGUUGACUUUCAUCGGGUUAAGGUCAAUCUGAAACGUCUGGACGGUCAGCCAGUUCCGGCCGACCAAUCGGUUAGCGAGGCUACUGGCGCUCAUGUAGCCCACGAAUUGGGUCCACUAUUGUUUUGGAUGCUGGCCGAUCAUGUUGUCGAAGAAAUUGACUACUAUGUGGCCAAGUAUAUCAACAAUGCACUCAUACCGUUCAAAGUGCCCGAAACAUUCAAGCCAGUGGUCACAUGGCUGAUGAACCGCAAUUCAAUGGCCACCUCUCGUAUAGCAUCGUUGCCUAAUAUACUGGGCCAAUGGUUUGGUGCCAUCACUGGUAUGAAACCUCAAAUCUCCAUAAGCACCAAAUUAGUUCACUAA
Oppia nitens is the source of this 918-nucleotide messenger RNA. RefSeq lists its product as uncharacterized. Bases 1 to 918 code for a protein of 305 amino acids. Lineage: Eukaryota; Metazoa; Arthropoda; Arachnida; Sarcoptiformes; Oppiidae. The transcript is spliced from 5 exons. The record is from RefSeq and is a predicted model, not a curated record.